This is a messenger RNA of Lytechinus pictus (painted urchin), 783 nucleotides long. RefSeq names its product probable G-protein coupled receptor 21. Gene Ontology annotation, molecular function: G protein-coupled receptor activity. Gene Ontology annotation, biological process: G protein-coupled receptor signaling pathway. Gene Ontology annotation, cellular component: membrane. Lineage: Eukaryota; Metazoa; Echinodermata; Echinoidea; Temnopleuroida; Toxopneustidae. Bases 1 to 783 code for a protein of 260 amino acids. The transcript has a single exon. The record is from RefSeq and is a predicted model, not a curated record.
AUGGCUAUGGGAUUGUUCUGGAAUAGCUGGUCCGUAUUUUGGUUUUGGUUCAACGACGCUCGCACCUGUAGCAUCAUCAAUAAAUUCUUGCCGUAUUUCCACCGCGUCACUGCACUGUCCAUCCUGGGUAGCGUUUGUUUAAUCUGCUGGGACCGCUACGUGAUGAUCACUCGACCGCUUCGCUACCCGGCGCUUAUCACACUUCGUCGCGUUGUAAUCACUCUCUCCACCUCAUUCUGCUUCUUCGUCAUCGCGUGUGGCUUUUAUCUUCCCUUUCCGGGAUUUGGUUUCGCAGACAUCUUCAUAAGGAACUGCAUUAAGGAGACAUGGACCUUUGCAGCGGAGACGUGGAAGGACCUUUUCAUGGCACUGUUCAUAGUGAUACCGAUAUUUAGCACGCUUGUUAUAAUGACGCUGACAAACCUCGCUCUGCUUCGCGUCGCUUACCGCCAGUCACGCGCCAUCGCUGCGGUAAAAACCUCGACGUGGUCGGAUAACGCGGCCCCAGCUUCUUCUGUAUCUCGCCCAUCGUACAAUAAAAGCGUGAAAACGGUGGUUCUUUUGACGUUCCCGUUCUAUAUCUGCUGGUUACCUUGGAUCAUGUUUCUGACAUUCCAAGAUGUCUUCGGGACUGCCGAUUUCCUUGACGCCUUUGGACCGGCAGCGAGCUGGAUUCGACCCAUCAUCUAUAUGAUCACGACGAAGGAAGCCCGGAAAAUAAUAUACAGGAAGAUAAAUAAGCGUGAUGAUUCCGAUGUCUCACAGAUUUCAUUAUAUACUUGA